Molecule: messenger RNA, 2438 nt
Organism: Rhododendron vialii
Lineage: Eukaryota; Viridiplantae; Streptophyta; Magnoliopsida; Ericales; Ericaceae
Product: protein THALLO
Exons: 16
Coding region: 186-2186 (666 amino acids)
Biological process (GO): maturation of SSU-rRNA from tricistronic rRNA transcript (SSU-rRNA, 5.8S rRNA, LSU-rRNA)
Cellular component (GO): small-subunit processome; nucleolus
Source: RefSeq, a predicted model, not a curated record
UCUAACACCACUUGCUCACGAGAACCCUAAACCCAGUUAUCACUUUCACUUCUUCGUUAUUCCCUCUAAAACCCUAAAAUUCUCACUCUGUCUACAUCUUCCCAUUCUCUCUCUACCUUUCUCUUCUCUUUCGUUUCAACGAUACAGUUUUUUGCUUUAAUCAUUUGGUGAAUUGCUCGUAGGCGAUGGGUAGAGGAAGAAAGGGUCCAAAGGGUGACAGCAGAAACCCUAAGAAAAGAGCCACAAAACACGACGUUGCGCCUGACUACGACAUGAUGGACGACGAAAUCGACGCAUUUCACAAGCAGAGGGAUGUUAUCCCACUCAACAUUAGUGAUGAUAUUGGGGCAUCAGAUGAAGAUGAUGAACACCUUGUAUUUGACAUUCAGGAUGAGGAGGAGGAAGAUGAAGACAUUGACGAUGACACUCGUCUUACUGGCACUGCUGCAAAAAUGGCGAGGACACAGAGAUAUUUACAUGCCAAGAUUGGUGGGGUUGAGGAUGAAAUGCACGAUGAUGUUGAAGAUGAGGAAAAACAAAGGGUUGUAUGGCGUAGAGGUGAUAUGUAUAAUGCAGAUAAUAUGGAUUAUGAGCUUCAAUCAAGUGAUGAGGAUCAGCCUGCUGCUGAGGAGGCAGAGGUGUUAAGAUUGCGAAAGGAAAAUGCAAAAUCUUUAUCCUUGGAAGACUUUGGCCUUGAAGAUGUUAGUCAAGAUGAGAGCAACGGAGAGCCAACAUUGGAGGAGGUUCUGGUCAAAGGGAAAGCUGCACCAAAAGCUUCAGCUGGCAGAGAAGCUCAUGAUGGCCCUGGUUCAGUUUAUCAAGAAGUUGAGAAAGAUUUGAAUGCUUUGACCAAGGAAGAGCAAAUGGAUGUUGUAUAUAGUUCUGCUCCAGAAUUAGUUGGUUUGUUGUCAGAGCUGAAUGAUGCAUUUGAAGAGCUAGAAAAUAAAGUCAACCCACUUCUGAGAAAGGUUAAAGAAUGGGGAAACGCAAUGAAAGGAGGCAUGCAUUACAUGGAGGUGAAACAGCUGCUGCUUCUUGCGUAUUGCCAAUCUAUUACCUUUUAUCUUCUUCUCAAGGCUGAAGGGCAGCCAGUUCGUGAUCAUCCGGUCAUUGCUCGCCUGGUGGAGAUUAAGAAUUUAUUAGACAACUUAAAACAACUUGAUGGGAAUCUUCCAUCUGAACUUGAGGAUAUUUUGAGCAAGAAAGACCAAACCGUGUUGAAAUCUCUGAGAGAGGACGUUGCGCCUACAUCUGAUUCUUUGAACAAUUUUAACAAGCCAGUUGUAAGACAAGGAGCAACAGUUAUACCUCAUGAAGAAAUUCCCAAACUAAUGGUGGACUCUUCCAAGGAUAUUGAGAGCAAUCGAAAAAGGCGCAAGCAUCUGACUCAGAGUGAUCACAUUGGUGUACAGAGCAUGGAAAUGUUAAAAGUAAGAGCUGCUCUCGAAGAAAAGUUGAAACAAAAGUGUAUUUUUGGCUCCAUUGCCUCAAAACGUGAUAAAGUUCAGAAACGGUCAAGACUGCUGAAUGGACAACUUGAGACAAUAGAUGAUUUCGAUGAUGAUGCUGCAGAUCUGGGUAAAGGCACUGCUGGGAUGAGCAAGGGGCAUGCAACGUCUAUGAGUUCAAGCAAACCAUCCCAACUAGUAAUUCGUCAAUCGAAAAAGACCAAGAUUAUUUCUGGUGAUGAUGAUUUGCCAAAGCGGGAUGACAUUGGAGAAAGGCGAAGGAAGCACGAGCUCCGGGUUCUUGCAGGAGCUGGAGUUGAGUCUGGUGAUGAGGUCGGAGAUGGGCCUGGCACUCUUGGGAGUGAUGAAGAUAAGAACAUGGAGUUUGGAGAAUCUGAAUCAGAAGAUGAUUUGUACAAACAAGUAAAACAGCAACGUGCUUCAAAGCUUGCUGCGGCCAAAUCAAAGAUAACUGCAGCAAUACCGCCUAUGCCUGAAGAAGCCCUGGUGGAUGGGAAGCGCCAUAUUACAUAUCAGAUGGAGAAGAACAGAGGAUUGACUCGUGCUCGCAAGAAGGCGAAAAAGAAUCCAAGGAAGAAUUACAAGAAUAAGCACGCGAAGGCAGUGGUGCGCAGGAAAGGGCAGGUGCGGGACAUCAAGAAGCCAGCCGGUCCUUACGGUGGGGAAGCUUCUGGAAUCAAUGCAGGUAUCAGUAGGAGCAUCCGAUUCAAGAGUUAACAAGAUAGCGGGCUUGGUCAUGUGAUGCAGAAUGUUCCAGAAAAUUUUGUCGAAGUUUUGGUCUGUGUAAGUUACUCGUUCCAGGAUCAGCAGGAAUCCAAAAACUAAUUUCCCGGAAUAAGUGUCUGCAGCUUGGACUUUACUGAGUGAAUGUCUUUAGGCUUCAAUUUGUGGGAAAUAUAAUCCCCUAUUGAAAUACUUAUUUCUCAUGUGAGUUUCAAAUUAUUCGCCACGAGCUUAAGUUUCUUGAUA